AUGGAUGGUAAUGUAGCUCAUUGUAUUGAUGGUGAAGAGGACGAAGGAGAGAUUCCUGAAUGUAAUGGGGGUAUACAAGUCAUUGUGAACGCUGCAACUGCGUGUCAUGCUGAAGGGCAAAGCAAGUCUGCUAUCUUAGAAGAUGUUCUCGCUACCGGCCAAGGUGACCGAAAUAAUCUCAAUUUAACUGGAUGGAAGCGUACUGCAGCUGUUAAUGACCGUAGUGCUCAAUCGCCUUUAACAAAAGAAAUUUGGGAAAAGCAUAUCGAUAAAGAUGGUAGAGUUACUAACGAAGAUAAAAUACGCGAGCGUAUAUUCAAAGGUGGCAUCAAUCCGAUUGAUCGCAAAGAUGUUUGGAAAUUUCUAUUUGGAAUGUACUUGUUUAAUUCCACAUUUAGAGAAAGGCAGGCUUUAGACGAAGAGAGAGCUGUAAGAUACUUUGCCUUAAGGGCUCGCUGGCAGUUUGAACUAAGAAAAUAUAACGUAUAUCAUCAGGAUGAUGUUAAUAAUAUUAAUUCAGAUGAACCUGUAUUCAUGGUCGUACAGAAACAAGUUAAACUGUAUGCGUGUCGCCAGCCUUUUGAUGAAAAUUUAACUCUUCAAGCUAUACGCACUAUUGAUAAAGAUGUUCCUCGAACGGAUCGUGUCAUUGAUUUUUAUCAGUUAGUAUUUAUUCAUGUAAAAGUACUAAUGUUGACACCAUAUCUUAUGGAACAAUCAUUACGUAGAGGUGAACAGGGCGAUAAAAGGCUAGAAAGUUUGCGUCAUAUUUUAAUAACAUUUGCCGCUUUUCACCCAGGUGUCACCUAUGCACAAGGAAUGAAUGAUGUUCUGAGUAGAUUUCUAGUAGUUUUAGAAUCUGAAGUUGAUGCUUUCUGGUGCUUCAACUAUUUUAUUGAAAGAGUAGAAAACGAUUUUCGCGAAAGUGGGAUGUUACUUAAAAUCGCUUCAGUUCAGCGAUUACUCAUGGUCCUUGAUAGUAAAUUAUUUGAAUAUUUGGAAUCUCUCAAUGCUAGCGAUCUCAUGAUCUGUCAUAGUGGGCAUCUUGAACCCCACUCAUAUGAAGGUGCUAUGGCAAUUGAACAACAAAGAAUAUUAGAAAUAGAAAAAGGAGGUGGUUGUGUUCAUGGCUUAGAAGUUGAUGUUAACUCUGAAUUUACAUUUGACAUUUUUGUAAGUGUCGCUGUCUUGAUGAUAUUUAGAGCAAACAUAAUGAAAGCGGCGGAUGCAACGGAAGUAUUUUCAUGUUUAAAUAACUUGACGACUGGUAUGGAUCUAAAUACCGUAAUAGAAGUUGCAGAAUGCUUAUUCUUUAUUUAUUGCCGAACUACUGUAAGGGAUAGUUUUGAGAUUAUUCAAUCCGGUAAAGAGGCGGAAGAAUAG
Trichoplax adhaerens is the source of this 1383-nucleotide messenger RNA. RefSeq lists its product as uncharacterized. Gene Ontology annotation, molecular function: GTPase activator activity. Lineage: Eukaryota; Metazoa; Placozoa; Uniplacotomia; Trichoplacea; Trichoplacidae. Bases 1 to 1383 code for a protein of 460 amino acids. The transcript is spliced from 9 exons. The record is from RefSeq and is a predicted model, not a curated record. Gene Ontology annotation, biological process: activation of GTPase activity.